Molecule: messenger RNA, 1819 nt
Organism: Vidua macroura (Pin-tailed whydah)
Lineage: Eukaryota; Metazoa; Chordata; Aves; Passeriformes; Viduidae
Cellular component (GO): nucleus
Source: RefSeq, a predicted model, not a curated record
AUGUGGCUGCACGUCAACACCACCCUCAGAGUGAAGGAGAGGAUCGCCGAGAAGGAGCUUGCCCGAGCUCACGCCUCUCUCUUCCCUCAGGCUUGGUGCACCAAGUGUCAGGAGGAGAAAUGCCAGCAGUGCUGCGCAGGAGACGCUCCAGGCACUCGCCAUCAGCCUCUUCUGGAUCCAACAUGGCACAGCCAGAAACUGUCCCCAAGGAAAAAGCGUGCAUGCUGUGCCACCAGACCCAGGCGGACACCGACAUCUGCGGGGACAAGAGAGUCAAGUUCAAGCUCUGUGUCCACACCUACUGCCAGAUCCUCGCCAGUGGCCUUUACCCACGAGAGAGCACUGGAAACUUUCUUGUUGGGGACACCAGGCGUAUCAUCGGGGAGGCAGCCAAGAAGGUGGGGACGACCUGGCAGGAGCAGGCAGCUUUGCACCACAAGGGGCUUGGGCCGCUCAUCCUGCUCCCCAGCAAAGAAGCCCCAGGCCCAGCUCACACAGGAGCCUCCUGUGCAGGCGCCUCUGGGGGCUCUGAGCUGGCACUGCCCACAUCCCACUCCCUGUCUGCAGACGCAGACCGGCCAACUCAGGGGGCUGCUCUGCUCUUUCCAGAGCUGCUUCGUCUGCUCCAAGAUGGGGGCCACCAUCACCUGCUGUGAGACGGGCUGUGACCGCACCUUCCACCUGCCCUGUGCCCCAGACGGCCAAUGUGUCACCCAGUACUUUGGGGCCUACAGGUCCUUCUGCUGGGAGCAUCGCCCACAGCAGGCACUGCAGCCACGUCCCAGCCAGGACACCACCUGCAGCAUCUGCCUGGACACCGUGGAAGACAAAAUCUCAUACAAAACCAUGGGGUGCCCCGCGUGCCAAGACGCCCGCUUCCACCGGCACUGCAUCCAGAGACUGGCUCUGCACGCUGGCACUGGCUUCCGAUGCCCGUGCUGCCUGAAGCAAGAGCCAUUCAUGACGGAAAUGCUCAUCAUGGGCAUCCGACUCUCUAAGAGACCCCCAUCGUGGCAGAGUGACCAAGAGGUCAGACCCUCCUCAGAUCAGAGGCACGGCCGCUGCGAUGCCUCAAGGUGCCUUUGUUUGCGAGGCAGGGAGCACGUGGAGGCAAACGGACCCUGGCAACUGUGGCUGUGCAGCUCCUGCGCUGCUGAGGGCACCCACAACCUCUGCUCCUCUUUGGAGAGCACCACCUGCUCCUGGGAGUGCAGCACCUGUGCUGCCGCAGGCACCGGUAGGCAUCAAAGCAUUUCCUGCCACGCAAUGCAGACAGGGGCCAGGAUGGGCCUGACAGCAGGACCUUCAGCACGUGGCUUGGCUCCAGGAGGGCUUCUGGAUACCUCAGUGGCCUCUCCUGCCUGCACCCGGGGCUCUCCUGACGACCUUCCUGCUGCCCCUCUUUGCAGGUUCCUCAGAGCUUGUGAGCCCCAAAACUUCCAGCCAGGAACUGGCUGCACUGUCCCAGAGCACAGUGCUCCUCAAGAGCAGCUCCUCCAUCAGCCCUCGACAGGCCUUGAAGCGGCACUACGCUGAGGAAGAAACACCAUCGUGGACAAUGUACAGCUCUCCUGCAAAACGUCGCAGCGUCGAGGAUGGGCCAGCACACAGUGCUGACACCUGCGAGCCCAGCACUUCCAGCCAGGCCGCAGCACAGCUGGCCCAGGGAGAGUGUCCUGUCAAGACCAGCAGCUCUUCCUCUUGCCCUCGGCAGGCCUUCAAACGGGCCUACCCAGAGGAAGACAAUGACUCUGGGAUAUCACACGGCCCACCCGCAAAACGCCGCAGGAUUGACAAUGGGCUGGCCCAGAGUGCCCAU